AUCCCCCACAACAACUUCUAAUCAUAAAAAUUACAUAACAAACUUAAAUCAAAUGAGAAAAAUCGUAAUAACAGGUUACUCUAAUUGUCAGAAGAUAAUUUCAAACCAAAAAACUGGAUAAAGCAAGAUGGACGAGUUUUCACCCGGAACAUUGGAGUGUCAUCGAUGUUUCCGAAUGGCUUGUAUAUGUUUGUAAUCUUCAUAGAAUACCGCGUGAUCAUAUCAAAGAUCUCCAAGAAGCAUUUGAAAAUGUAAACGGAAAAAUUCUAGUCACACUUAACCUGGAAGACUUUCAACUGAAGACGGCAAACUAUGGUGAAAUGUUACAUAAUGUCUUCAAAGAUAUGUGCUCUAAUGUUUCGGUUUCAAAAUAUCCAGCAAUUGACGAAAUUGACACUCCAAAGAAUUUGACGGAGGAAUGCUCAAAUCUUCCUUCUAAAGAUAACCAACCUGAACUUCAGCUUGGAAAAGCAAUAUUAAAUCCACAACAUCACCUCAGGUGGAGCUCAAAAGACGUUGGAGAGGUCCUGCAACAUUUAUGUGGAAAACACAAGAUUCCAAACGAUAGAACAAUAAGAAUAGUUAAGCAGUUUGUCGGAGUUACGGGGAUACAGCUGAAGAAAAUGAGUAAACAAGAAUUCCGAGAAAAAGCAAUGACUGAUGGAGAUUUAUUAUUUCAUGGAUUGAAUCAACUAUUUGAUAUUAGUACACAAUAAAAUCAAGUUAAAUAUU
Messenger RNA from Mytilus trossulus (common blue mussel), 732 nucleotides. RefSeq lists its product as uncharacterized. The coding region runs from base 321 to 716 and encodes 131 amino acids. The transcript has 4 exons. Gene Ontology annotation, molecular function: sequence-specific DNA binding. The record is from RefSeq and is a predicted model, not a curated record. NCBI's taxonomy places the organism in Eukaryota, Metazoa, Mollusca, Bivalvia, Mytilida, Mytilidae.